Molecule: messenger RNA, 855 nt
Organism: Fonsecaea erecta
Lineage: Eukaryota; Fungi; Ascomycota; Eurotiomycetes; Chaetothyriales; Herpotrichiellaceae
Exons: 3
Coding region: 1-855 (284 amino acids)
Biological process (GO): proton transmembrane transport; potassium ion transport
Cellular component (GO): mitochondrial inner membrane
Source: RefSeq, a predicted model, not a curated record
AUGCGAAUCUUUCUCCUGCCUCUCACCACGCGACAAGCACUCGUCUUUUGUCAACGCGGCGUCCAAAAGUCGAACGCGAAGCCGACCAUCGUCGAUCGAGUAACGGCGAGGGCUGCUGAAACAUGGGCCAAAUGGGAAGCAGCAGAUAGAGGAUGGAGAAAAACAGUGGUUUACUAUGGUAACCAAGGCCUGCAGCGCAUACCUUACCAGGAAUGGGGAUUAAAGAGCUUUCCUCCCUCGAACCCCAAGCUGCAGGCCGAGCAGCUUGCGCAAGGGAAGAAAUUCGAUGUCGUCUUUCCUGGCAAUGUCAUGCAUAAAGAUGAUGUGCCAAAAGUUUUGGCAAGGCUAGCGAGGGAAAGAAAGCAACUGCAUUGGAACCGUUUCAUUGGAAGCAUGGUUGCUAUGCCCCUCUGCAUACCAUUUGCUUUGGUGCCAGUAAUACCCAAUUUUCCCUUUUUUUAUGCUGCAUACCGGUGUUGGUCCCAUUGGAAAGCUUUGAAAGGUUCAGAUCAUUUGGACUUUAUCCUGGACAACCGACUUUUCCGGCCAGUUUCACCUCCCGAGAUUGAAGACCUGUAUGAGCAGGUCGCACCUGAUGCACCGGAUUUCACGUUUAUCACACGAAGCCAGGUCCUAGACGGCAGUGCGCCGCCCGAACAAAUCAUCCUUCCAGCAGACAGUCACAACCUUGUCGCCAAGGUGACAAGAGUGCCAGAGCUGAGUGGUGAGGUGGAGAGGGCGAUAUGGCAAAUACAAAGACAAUUCAAACGCGACAAACAACAACUUGAACAGAAGGCCCUGUCGCAGCCGAAAAGAGAUAGUGGGAACGCAAAGUCCAAGAAUAAGGGCCAAUAA